UGGUGUUUGGUUAUUGAUUUGGGGAGGCGUGAUACUGGCCUAAUCCAAGAUUUAGUAGAAAGUGUUUGUUGAUUUUUGAAUUUGUGUACUGUUAUCGAAAGUGAGUACGUCAACAUGGUGAUACCGGGAAUUCCGUUUAUCAAGCUGAUCCCCCUGCUGGGAGGAUCGGCUCUGAAGGCGGCUCCGGCCGUGACAGCCGUGACGGCUACCGUGGCGGCGGCCAUCAAAACGGCCACGGCGAUCGUCGGCGUGGGAAAGCUCGCCAUCAUACCGAUACUGAUUGCAUCGCUGGCGUAUUACAACUAUGACCUGUUUGAUCCCGAGAAUCGACCGUUCAACAUGAAGGAGGUGAACCGCGAGUACGAUUUUAUCGUCGUCGGAGCCGGGUCAGCGGGAGCCGUGGUAGCGUCGCGGCUGUCCGAAAUUGGCGACUGGAAGGUGCUGCUGUUGGAGGCGGGUGGCCACGAAACAGAGAUCUCCGACGUGCCGAUCCUGUCGCUUUAUUUGCACAAAAGCAAGUUGGAUUGGAAGUAUAGAACCCAGCCCCAGAAGACGGCCUGUCAGGCCAUGAAGGAGAAUCGAUGCUGUUGGACGCGUGGCAAAGUUCUCGGGGGCUCGUCGGUGCUCAACACGAUGCUGUACGUCCGCGGGAACAAGCGCGACUUUGACCUGUGGCACGCGCUCGGAAAUCCGGGCUGGAGCUACGAGGAGGUGCUGCCGUACUUUAGAAAGUCCGAGGAUCAGCGGAAUCCCUACCUGGCGCGGAACAAGAGACAACACGCAACAGGUGGUCUCAUGCAAGUGCAGGAUGUGCCCUACCUCACGCCGCUGGGAGUUUCCUUCCUCCAAGCGGGAGAAGAGAUGGGUUACGAUAUCGUGGACGUGAACGGCGAGCAGCAGACCGGAUUCGCGUUCUUCCAGUUUACGAUGCGACGUGGGACGAGAUGCAGUUCGUCCAAGGCCUUCCUGAGACCGGUCAGAAACCGCAAAAAUCUGCACGUAGCUUUGUUCGCCCACGUCACCCGUGUCAUUAUGGACGCCGAAAAUAAGCGCGCCUUGGGCGUUGAGUUCAUACGGGACGGCAAGAAGCACGAGGUUUACGCGACGAGGGAGGUCAUCUUAUCGGCCGGGGCCAUCGGAUCGCCACAUUUGCUGAUGCUGUCCGGUAUUGGUCCGAGAGAGAAUCUGGAACAAGUUGGAAUUCCCGUGGUUCAUGAUCUGCCCGGGGUGGGACAAAACUUGCAAGAUCAUAUCGCCGUUGGUGGUUUGGUAUUCCGCGUGGAUCAGCCAAUCUCUGUGAUCAUGAACCGGUUGGUGAAUUUGAAUUCGGCUAUUCGAUACGCAGUCACGGAAGAUGGUCCACUGACCAGCAGUAUUGGGUUGGAAGCAGUCGGUUUCAUCAACACGAAGUAUGCAAAUCAAACGGACGACUGGCCAGAUAUCGAGUUCAUGUUGACUAGCGCCUCGACACCCUCGGACGGGGGAGAUCAGAUCAAGAAAGCUCACGGAUUGAAGGACGAAUUUUACGAUUACAUGUUCAGCGAAAUCAACAAUCAGGACGUGUUUGGAGUCUUCCCCAUGAUGUUGCGUCCCAAAAGUCGUGGAUUCAUCCGACUGCAAUCGAAAAAUCCUCUACGUUACCCAUUAUUAUACCACAAUUAUCUCACCCACCCCGAUGACGUUGGUGUCCUCCGCGAAGGAGUGAAGGCAGCUAUCGCCUUCGGGGAAACUCAAGCAAUGAAACGCUUUGGAGCAAGAUUUCACAGCAAGCAAGUUCCCAACUGCAAACAUUUACCGGAAUUCACCGAUGAGUACUGGGAUUGCGCCAUUCGCCAGUACACCAUGACGAUCUACCACAUGUCGGGAACCGCCAAAAUGGGUCAACGGUCGGAUCCGUACGCCGUCGUAGACCACAAACUGCGCGUUCACGGAGUGAAAGGUUUGCGUGUGAUCGACGCCAGUAUUAUGCCAAGAAUAACCAGCGGUAACAUCAGCCCCGUCAUCAUGAUCGGAGAAAAGGGUGCCGACCUGGUUAAAGAACUGUGGCCCAAAGGUUACUACAGCAGAAGAGGGAAGCGAGAGCGAGACCAGGAAAACGUUACCAGCACCGAUUCUAGCCUAACAAAUGUUACCUCCUCCGAUAGCUAAGUGUUGGAGAUUCUAAGUAGAGUAUAACGCAAACAGCAAACAAACCAAAAUGCCACUGCUAUUGUUAGGUUUUUUCGUUUCAUUUUUGUUCAUUUAGUUAAGAAAGUUAAGGAAAAUUGUUGCCCACACUCAUGUCCGCCCAGCGAAUCAUUGUACAUAAUAUCGAGGUAGCUUAAGAGUUAAGGUGUAAUCGUGCAUCCUUGCUUAAGUUUGCAUUACGAUGUUGCAAACAAAGUAUGAGAGGAUCUUAAUUUUAUCACAUAAAAUGACUGACUAUUUAAGUUAGUAGCACUACGUAACAUUUUUUUAGUUUUGUAGACAAAAUUUUCUAAUUGAUU
This is a messenger RNA of Culex quinquefasciatus (southern house mosquito), 2486 nucleotides long. RefSeq names its product glucose dehydrogenase [FAD, quinone]. Lineage: Eukaryota; Metazoa; Arthropoda; Insecta; Diptera; Culicidae. The record is from RefSeq and is a predicted model, not a curated record. Gene Ontology annotation, molecular function: flavin adenine dinucleotide binding; oxidoreductase activity, acting on CH-OH group of donors.